Felis catus (domestic cat) is the source of this 6815-nucleotide messenger RNA. RefSeq names its product protocadherin alpha-10-like. Gene Ontology annotation, biological process: homophilic cell-cell adhesion. The transcript has a single exon. Gene Ontology annotation, molecular function: calcium ion binding. The record is from RefSeq and is a predicted model, not a curated record. Gene Ontology annotation, cellular component: plasma membrane. Bases 1466 to 3907 code for a protein of 813 amino acids. NCBI's taxonomy places the organism in Eukaryota, Metazoa, Chordata, Mammalia, Carnivora, Felidae.
ACAAACCACGAUAUCAUGACCUGAGCUGAAGUUGGACGCUCAACCGACUGAGCCACCCAGGCGCCCCUCAAAUCACUGUUUUAAAAAGUGUUCCAAAAUGAAGACUACAGCUCACUUUCACAUAAAACCUAAGAUUCCUUUGUGUAGCCAUUUACAAUAUUUUUUUAGUAAGAAAGUUUGGGAUUUUCCAGGUGGCUGCUAUCUUAUCAAAAGGAUUUCAAAUACUGGAUAUAGUUGGUUUCUUAACAGCCUUGAGAAUGAUUAAACUAUUUUUCUCUUUUCCUACAAGACUGAUAAGCUUAUUGCAGUAGAUAACAGUUCCUAUGCAAAUUUCAGUUUGGUUUUUGUAUCUGAGAUAAGAACAGGAAAAUAAAAUUGAGUGAAUGAAUUAGAUUUGGAAUGCUUUAUAUACUCUAGUCUCCUUAAACCAUUUUUGGAAUAAAAUGUGUGUAAACAAUCAGACAAAUAUAGCUUGAAUUCCUGAUUCAGUGGUUGGGGGGUAGAAAGAAAUUAUUUUUCAAAUAGUAGUGGAUAUAAUGCAAAUUUAAGUUGUUCUUCAGGAUGGAAACUACAACAUUCACCCUUAGCAGAUACUAUAAUUGAAAAACAAAAGCUUUAAAAUGAGGCAAAGAUAAAUAUACUUUUUAUUUCUAAGGGUCAGUACUUGGUAAAUUCAUUAACAUCAAAUAAAAUAAAUCUUUGGGUAAACUGAUAAAUAGCUUGCAUAUCAGCAUUGAUUUGAAACACCAUUAUAUUGAGGUGGUAACUUAGAGAACUUGCAUCUUGAAUUAUUCUGUGUACAACUGAACUAAAUGUUUAGAAUAAUUUAACAUAGUACAAGGAUUAAGCAAUAGAAAUUAGUGUUAGCAAUGGAGUAAACUUAAUAAAAGUCCAUUCCAAAGUAAUCAAUUUCUAGAAGUCUAAAAAACACGACACUAAUAACCAAGAAAUGUGGACUUUUCACGCUUAUAUACAUGAUAAUUAUACAUGAUAAUGUAUAGUUAGUGCAGUAGUAGUACGUCCUCUUAGAUGUCUAUAUCCAAGAUAAAACUCUUCUUAGGAUUCUAACUUGUAAAACAAAAACUACCUUUGUAGAGCUAGUGGUCAUACACAAAGAAUGUAUAAGUAAAGAAUUAAAAGCCUACAAAGUAAAACAUGGACCAAUAUAUGAAGGAAUUUUGAGAGAAGCAGUAUAGGUGAAAGAAAUAGUAUAAACACAAAGGCACUUCCAUUUUGAGCCACAGGAUGUCGUUGUUCUCCAAGAAGAGGAUUAUUUUAACAGAAGAAACUUACCAUUAUUCACGGACCAGAAAGAAUCUCCACUGUUCCGGUGUUUUAAAGACUAUACACACCCAUGUUGUUAAGAUCCAGUAGAGAUCUCAGGAACAGACUCAAAAGAAAGAUCUAAAAGGACUACACAUUUCCUCUCAUGAAACGUUGAUUUACUAACCUGAAACAGAGCAGGAUGUUAGCUUCAGGAUCAGGUGGCCAGGAAGUCAAGCGCUUGCUGCUCUCGGUUAUGCUGCUUGCAGCGUCGGAGGCCGAGAGCGGCCAAGUUCAUUACUCUGUCCCGGAGGAAGCCAAACACGGCACCUUCGUGGGCCGCAUCGCGCAGGACCUGGGGUUGGAGCUGGAAGAGCUGGUGCCGCGCUUUUUCCGAGUGGCGUCCAAAGGUCGCGGGGAUCUUCUGGAGGUAAAUCUGCAGAAUGGCAUUUUGUUUGUGAAUGCUCGGAUCGACCGCGAGGAGCUGUGUGGGCGGAGCGCGGAAUGCAGCAUCCACCUGGAGGUGAUCGUGGACAGGCCGCUGCAGGUUUUCCAUGUGGAGGUGGAGGUGAAGGACAUUAACGACAACCCGCCAAUGUUCCCAGCGACACAAAAAAAAUUGUUUAUUUCUGAAACUAGGGCUCUCGACUCUCAUUUUUCACUAGAGGGCGCGUAUGAUGCAGAUAUCGGGGCCAACGCUCUGCUGACUUACAAACUGAGCCCCAACGAAUAUUUCUCUCUGGAAGUACCCACCAACGAGGAACAGGUAAAACCGCUCGAACUAGUACUAAAAAAAUCUUUAGACAGGGAAGUCGCUUCAAAGCUUCUCUUGGUGCUCAAAGCAACUGAUGGGGGCAAACCUGAGCUGACAGGUACCACAGAGUUACACAUCACAGUGCUGGAUGCAAAUGACAACGCCCCAGUAUUUGACAAAGCAGUCCAUCGUGUAAAAUUACUGGAGAAUUCGAGAAACGGUACUCUGGUUAUUAGACUUAAUGCCUCGGAUUUGGAUGAAGGUUCCAACAGUCACAUUCUUUAUUCAUUUGCAACUGAUGUCUCCUCUAAUACAGAAGCCUCUUUUCACAUAGAUUCAGACAGUGGAGAAAUAAAAGUAAACGGAAAAAUAGAUUUUGAAGAAACUAAAUUAUGGAAACUUCAAAUAGAAGCAGUUGACAAAGGAAAUCCUCCGAUGUUUGGUCACUGCACAAUCUUGAUAGAAGUCUUGGAUAUUAACGAUAAUGCUCCGGAGUUGCUAGUGACUUCACUAUCGCUGUCUGUUCCAGAGGAUGCUCCACUGGGGACUGUCAUCGCCCUAAUCAGUGUAACUGACCGUGACGCUGGUGGCAACGGGCAAGUUACCUGCUCACUAACACCCCACGUCCCCUUCAAGCUGGUGUCCACCUUCAAGAACUACUAUUCGCUGGUGCUGGACAGCGCCCUGGACCGCGAGAGCGUGGCGAACUAUGCUCUAGUAGUGACAGCACGGGACGGGGGCUCGCCUUCGCUGUCGGCCACGGCCAGCGUGUCCGUGGAAGUGGCCGACGUGAACGACAACGCGCCGACAUUCGCGCAGGCCGAGUACACGGUGUUCGUGAAGGAGAACAACCCUCCCGGCUGCCACAUCUUCACGGUGUCCGCGCGGGACGCGGACGCGCAGGAGAACGCGCUGGUGUCCUACUCGCUGGUGGAGCGGCGGGUGGGCGAGCGUGCGCUGUCGAGCUACGUGUCGGUGCACGCGGAGAGCGGCAAGGUGUACGCGCUGCAGCCGCUGGACCACGAGGAGCUGGAGCUGCUGCAGUUCCAAGUGAGCGCGCGCGACGCGGGCGUGCCCCCGCUGGGCAGCAACGUGACGCUGCAGGUGUUCGUGCUGGACGAGAACGACAACGCGCCCGCGCUGCUGCCGCUGCCUGGGGCGGGCGGCGCGGGCGGCGCCGUGAGCGAGCUGGUGUGGCGGUCGGUGGGCGCGGGCCACGUGGUGGCGAAGGUGCGCGCGGUGGACGCGGACUCGGGCUACAACGCGUGGCUGUCGUACGAGCUGCAGCCGGCGGCGGGUGGCGCGCGCAGCCCGUUCCGCGUGGCGCUGUACACGGGCGAGAUCAGCACGACGCGCAGCCUGGACGAGGCGGACUCGCCGCGCCAGCGCCUGCUGGUGCUGGUGAGGGACCACGGCGAGCCGGCGCUGACGGCCACGGCCACCGUGCUGCUGUCGCUGGUGGAGAGCGGCCAGGCGCCCAAGGCCUCGUCGCGGGUGUUGGCGGGCGCCGCUGGCGCGGAGACGGCGCUGGUGGAUGUCAACGUGUACCUGAUCAUCGCCAUCUGCGCGGUGUCCAGCCUGCUGGUGCUCACGCUGCUGCUGUACGUGGCGCUGCGGUGCUCGGCGCCGCCCAGCGAGGGCGCGUGCGGGCCGGGGAAGCCCACGCUGGUGUGUUCCAGCGCGGUGGGGAGCUGGUCGUACUCGCAGCAGAGGCGGCAGAGGGUGUGCUCUGGGGAGGGUCCGCCCAAGACCGACCUCAUGGCCUUCAGCCCUUGUGUUCCUCCCGGUUCAAGUUCUGGAGAUAGUGGAGAACAACGGGAUAUUUUCGGGAAUGAUGUAAGUACAGUAAUUCUGGAACAUAUUUUAUGCCUUUUGAUGUCAAUUGCAUAGUAUGUUCAGCAAUAUUAUUGUAAAUUUAUUACUUCAUUUAUUUGUUUCUGGUUUUUUUUCCCUUGGGGUGGUUUAUUUUAAAGCACAUUGGAAGUCCAUCCGUUUUCAUUACUUUUCACUAAAGUCUUUAUGAACAUGCCUGGAACAUUAUUUAUUUGCCGGAAAUAAUGAGAGUGGUAGUAAUUGCAAUAACGAAACAGCUGGCUAACACUUUCUAUAAAUGAAGAAGGUUAAAUCCUCCUGUAAGGAAAGCAAGGAUCGCUCAUGGGAAAUGGAAGAUAUGGGCAAAGCUUACAUCUUCUAGUUUUCAACUUUGCAGCAAGUUCAUUCUUCCUAUUUAUUUUCUUAUUCUAAUUGAUGUCCUCCACUAAUUAUAUUAAAUGUAUUCAAAAUUACCAUAAUAAUGCAUAACUUCAUAAUUUAGUUAUUUUGAGUUUGAAAUCUAUUUAAAUCCUUACUUCUCUAUAAACUAUACGCUUAUUACUAAUGGGCAUGGGCUGUUGAGGUGGCUUCCUUUUAUAAAUAAUUUCGUUUCUUUAUCAUCAAUGGCAUACUUCUUUGAGAUACUCGGUGAAGUUUCAGCCUUACCUUUGAAGAGGACUUUACUUUUUUGUCUUUAAGUCUCUCACAAUUUCAAGCUUAUUUUCUUCAUAGUCUUCAGCUGCUUCAGAUAAACUACAUUUUUUACGUAAUUCUUUUUUUUUUAUGUUUGUUUUUGAGAGAGCACAAGCAGGGCAGGGGCAAACAGAAAGUGACAGAGGAUCCCAAGAGGGCUCUGUGUUGACAUCAGUGAGCCUGAUGUGGGGCUUGAACUUAACGAACUGAACACCAAAUGGCAAGACCAUGACUUGAACCAAAGUCAGUUGCUCAACCAACUGAGCCACCCAGGUGCCCUUUUCUUUACUUCUCAAUAUAAUUUCAGUUUUGCUAAUUGCCUGUUGAAUCUAUUGCUGCUGUCCUCCAUAUUAAUUCAUUGAUUUCCAUUUACUUUAUUUGGAAGAUUUAUUUUAUAUUUGAUCAUAUUUAUGCUUCUUACAUUCAUGGGACUCAUUAUUUAUGAGGCUGUAUGGAAAUUUUUUAGGGUAGGGUAGAAAAAAAUCACACUCCUUUGUGUUUUGAGUUUAAGGGAGUGUUCCCGUAAUGGGGAAAGGUGAUACUGAUUCAUGUGUUCCCCAAGCCACUUGGUCAUUGAAAUGACUUUGGUUUAAACAGCUUAUGCAUAACAACCAUGGAAUAUACACAAAGGCACUUCUAUUUGACAAUGGUGUUGAUCACAUUUUGCAAUUUAACAUUGUAUACUGUAGAUACAUUUGAUGCAAACUUUUUUUUUGUCCAAAAGCUAUAUUUAUGUGAAUUGCUUAAAGAAUCACAGAGGGGGUGCCUGGGUAGCUCCGUUGGAUAAGCCUCUGACUCCAUCUCACCUCAGGUCAUGAUCUGUCACUUCCUGAGUUUGAGCCCUGCAUCAGGCUCUGCUCUGGCAUCGUGGAGCCUGCUUCAGAUUCUGUCCCUCCCUCUCUCUCUCUGUCUCUCUGAUGUAAAAGUUCAUUAUUAUUAUUUUUUUGCUCCAGUGUACAAGUUAGAGAUCUUUUAACUAUAUUGUGUGAAAAAUAAGUUAUAUAUAUUUAUAUAUGGAGUAGAAUGAUGUUAUGAAUAGGGUGAAGUUAACAGAAAUGGUGAGACAUCAUUAGUGACCAUUUUAUACCCAGGAAAAAAAAGAUGAUUUCUAUGAAGAUGAACAUUAGGAAAUCUUCAGAAAAGGAAAAACCAGGGCCUAGUAUAUCACACUGAAAUUCUCUUCCUCCAAAGCUACAAAAUAGAACAAGAACAAAGUCACUAGCUAUAAAUAAACCACUACUAUUUGAACUAUUUCAGUUUAUUAGACAAUAUGCAAAGACUUAAAAUAUAUAAUUUUAUUUAAUCUUUAUAACAACUUGUAAAGUAUGCGUGACUACCUGAAUUUUAAAGAUGAACUAAGCGAUGGGAAGAUAUUUGUGUAGCUUGUCUACUGCCAUUCAGCUAGCACAUGAUAAAGUUAAAACUCAAAUGCAUAUCUUUUGAUUCCAGAGCCAUUCUUUUAUUCACCAUAGAGCUUACUACAGUAAAUCUUUUCUUUGAUCAGGCAUAGUUUUGGCUACGAAGGUCAAGCACAAACUGUUUACAAGUGAAUCCUUCUUUCUGUUUUGCUUAAGAAAAAGCCUUCAUGAUUAUUGUCAUAUUUAAUUUUGUAGAAUGUCAUAAUUGAGAUCAGAAUUGAGUUUUUUAAUGUUAAGUGAUUUUUUUCUCAGAAGAGUUUCUGAUCACAUUAUCAUGUCUUCAUGCCACAUUGGGAUAGGUAUUUAUAUUAUUCAAUCAGUAGAUAAUGAAGAAUUGCCAUUGUAAAGACUAUAUAUAUAUUUUUGGAAGUAAUAUAAAUAAGAAUUAUUUAAUAUGUGAGAAAAUCCAUAAGAUUCUGAUCUGCACUGUUCUAGCAAAACACUAAAGCCAAAUGACAAAUAUGAAAAUGACCCUGCCCUUUUCAUGCUAUGAAUAAGGAUAUUUUGGACAAAUAUAAGUGAUAAUAUGAUUAUUUCCAGGAUCCUGAACAUCCACAAAGGAUUCAAUAAGUGUUUCCAAAAUGUCAUACUUCAGUAACAGCUUUAAGGUGUAUAUUGCCCUGAAAAUCUUUGAAUGUGUGUAGGUUUUUCAGAAUUCAGUCUUCUUCAGUCUUGUUAUCUGUAAGAUUUGUGCUCACUGGACAAAUGAUCUGUGAUCAAAUAACUGUGUAUACUUUAAUGAGCAAUGAUAGCAAAGAGUGAACAUCAAUGAGUAUAUCCUAUAAUUUUGAUAAUACAAUGUUGACUACUACUUUUUUUUCUUUUUUUUUUUUAAUUUUUUUUCAACGUUUAUUUAUUUUUGGGACAGAGAGAGA